AUGGAGUAUCCUCUGGUGUUCUGUUUGUUGAUACUGUUGGGUUGUGGACUACUUCAUUUUCAGGCUCAUAGAAGCUUAGCUUGCUUGGAAGAAGAGAGAAUUGGCCUGUUGACUUUGAAAGAUGCCUUCAAUUACCCAACCGGGUCUUCUCUUCCUUCAUGGGGUGCUGAGGAGACAGACCGUUGCAGGUGGGAAAGGAUUACUUGUGACAGCAUGACCAAGCGAGUGAUACAGCUUUCUCUCAAUGAUACAAGACAAGUGGAGUUCCUCAACGCCUCCUUGUUCCUUCCCUUCCAGGAACUACAAAAUUUAAGCUUGGCAGGGAACUUCAUCACAGAUUUCUCUCUAUCUCUGUUCCCCGCCCCCGGGAAUACAAUAAAAAGCAACUCCAUGUUUGCAUGGAGUAUUCAGAUUGAACAAGCUACAAGUUUAAGAUUUGAGUUUCAAUUGGUUCACAGAAAUUCCAUCAUUGGGUCCACCACAGUCCUUAAAGGUCCUGAUUCUUGA
Molecule: messenger RNA, 507 nt
Organism: Ilex paraguariensis (yerba mate)
Lineage: Eukaryota; Viridiplantae; Streptophyta; Magnoliopsida; Aquifoliales; Aquifoliaceae
Source: the annotation of a GenBank genome assembly